This is a messenger RNA of Pteronotus mesoamericanus, 1365 nucleotides long. RefSeq names its product FEZ family zinc finger 2 (gene FEZF2). Gene Ontology annotation, biological process: regulation of transcription by RNA polymerase II. The transcript has 4 exons. Gene Ontology annotation, molecular function: DNA-binding transcription factor activity, RNA polymerase II-specific. Gene Ontology annotation, cellular component: nucleus. The record is from RefSeq and is a predicted model, not a curated record. Bases 1 to 1365 code for a protein of 454 amino acids. Lineage: Eukaryota; Metazoa; Chordata; Mammalia; Chiroptera; Mormoopidae.
AUGGCAAGCUCGGCUUCCCUAGAGACCAUGGUGCCCCCGGCCUGUCCUCGAGCCGGAGCGUCGCCGGCCAGUUCCAAGACUCUGGCCUUCUCCAUCGAGCGCAUCAUGGCUAAGACGUCGGAGCCCCGUGCGCCCUUUGAGCCCCGGCCGGGGGCACUGGAGGCAGACAGCGGCCAGGGCAAGAAAUUGCUGAACCUCUGCUCGCCGCUGCCCUGCAUGAUCCCUCUCCAGCCCCUAGGCUACGACGUGCCGUCCAAGACGCUGCUCAGUUACUCCGAGCUCUGGAAAAGCAGCCUCCGCGCGGGCGGCAGCGGAGGAGGAGGAGGCAGCGGGGGGGCUCCGGUGUGCGGCGCCAGCGGCUUGUGCAAAACCAACUGUGGCGUGUGCUGCAAGGCCGAGCUGGGCCUGGCGCCGUCUGCGCUGCCCGCGGGCAGGGUCAUCAAACCGCAGGUCAUCAACCACGCGGUGGGGCUGCCGGCCAGCGGCUCGCUCUACUACUUCAACUACCUGGACUCUGCCGCGUACCCUCCCUCUGAGCUCCUCGGCGGCCACCUCUUCCCUUCCGGCCUUCUCAACGCACAGGCCCCCACCGCCCUGGCCGCGCACCCCAAGCUCUUUUUGCUGGAGAAUGCCAAGCUGGCCGGCCUGGCCGCGGACAAGUUUCCCCAUCCGGCCCCCUAUGCGCAUAAGGAGCGCUUGCCUGCGCCGCUGGAACAGGUGCUGAAAGAAAACUCGGCCCUGACCGCCGAGCGCGGGGGCGUAAAGAGCCACGGCAAGCUGCCCGGGGCCUCCGCGGACGGCAAGCCGAAAAACUUCACCUGCGAGGUGUGCGGCAAGGUGUUUAACGCUCACUAUAACCUCACACGCCACAUGCCAGUCCACACCGGAGCCAGACCCUUCGUGUGCAAAGUCUGCGGCAAAGGCUUCCGACAGGCCAGCACGCUGUGCAGACACAAAAUUAUCCACACCCAGGAAAAGCCUCAUAAAUGCAACCAGUGCGGCAAAGCCUUCAACCGCAGCUCCACGCUCAACACGCACAUCCGCAUCCAUGCGGGCUACAAGCCCUUCGUCUGCGAAUUUUGCGGCAAAGGCUUUCACCAAAAAGGGAACUACAAGAAUCACAAGCUGACCCACAGCGGUGAAAAGCAGUACAAAUGCACCAUCUGCAACAAGGCCUUCCACCAGGUCUACAACCUGACCUUCCACAUGCACACCCACAACGACAAGAAGCCUUUCACGUGCGCCACUUGCGGCAAAGGGUUUUGCAGAAACUUUGAUUUAAAGAAACACGUGCGCAAACUCCACGACAGCGUGGGCCCUGCCGCCCCCUCCACAAAGGACCUAACUCGGACAGUGCAGAGUUGA